GUCAACAAGGGCAGUUUCGUCAUUCCGGCUAGGACACCUCCACUACCACCCCCACACUACUCCGCUGUACAGUGCCAAAAUCCAUGGUGUUUGUCUCUCAGUGCACGGCGAGACGACGCCAGCGCAGCAGCAAGAGACAGACUUCACCGAAAUACCAGUCACUAAAACCCAAUCUUCCCUCCCUCUGCAAAUGUGAGAGAGUGAGUGUCUUCUGUUCUCUUUCUCUUCUCCUUCCUCGUUUUCUCUCUGCUCUGUGCACUUUCCGCAUACCUCCAAAUUCCCAUUUCACGAAGAGAGAGCAAAGAAGGUGAGAGAUGAAAAGAGAUUCAUUCUUUUUCUCAGCAGAACUCAACAACAAUGCUUCCUCUCUCCCCUCCUCCAUAGAUUUUGACGUUUCCCCUUCUCCCUCUCACCUCUUUCAUCUUUACCCAUCUCUGUAUUACAAUUAGAAAUAAUAAUAAAUAACAGCAGUGUUAAGAAAAAGCCGAGUUGAAAACUGUGCAAGCCGUAUUUGCAUGGAGAGAAGAUAAAAAUCGUUUGUCCCACCACCACCAAUUCCCUGAAUUUCACCCUCGUUUGUUAAAAAAAAAAUAAUGUUUUUGUGGCUCUUCCAAUUUUCAUUCGUACUCCAUUGCUUCCUGCCGGCAGGUAGCCUCUACAUCUCUUUCGCCUGAUUCCGGCGACGGAGACAUUAAUGGUAGGAAAAGGGCAGCUGAAGCCAGAGCUUGGGCAAAUCUGUUUCUGAUCUCCCGUCGUCGCGUAGAUGCAGUUCCUGCCCAUCUAACCCAGGCUGGAAGCCCUGGAAUCGGUUCAGAUCAAAAUUACCUCAUCUUCACUUCUCGUUGCCAUCAUGCGCUAGCGGGAGUUCAGGAAGCUUCUUAAAAAUACCCAACUCCCGGCCGAUUCUGUUAGACGUCAGUGGAUUAGAUUCUAUACCGGCGAGGAAGGAUGUCUGCUUGGGGUAAUUUUGGGGAGAUUGCGAAUGUGGCCCAGGUCACUGGUCUGGAUGCAGUGCGGCUAAUUGGGUUGAUAGUCAAAGCCGCCAGCACAGCCAGGAUGCACAAGAAGAACUGCAGACAGUUUGCUCAGCAUCUCAAGUUGAUUGGGGGCUUACUGGAGCAGCUUAAGAUCACUGAGCUUAAGAAAUAUCCUGAAACAAGGGAGCCGCUGGAACAGCUUGAGGAUUCACUGAGGAGAUCGUACAUUUUGGUGAAUAGCUGUCAGGACAGAAGCUAUCUCUACUUGCUUGCCAUGGGUUGGAACAUAGUCUACCAAUUCAGGAAGGCGCAGAAUGAGAUUGAUCGGUACUUGCGGUUAAUUCCUCUCAUCACACUCGUGGACAACACUCGAAUCAGGGAGAGACUUGAAGAUAUUGAGAGGGAUCAGCGCGAGUACACAUUGGAUGAAGAGGAUAGAAAGGUUCAAGAUUUGAUCUUGAAAUCUGAGUCCGUCAAAGAUCAAACUACCGUGUUGAAAAAAACUCUUUCUUGUUCGUACCCAAACAUGUGUUUUAAUGAAGCUCUGCAAAAGGAAAGUGAGAUGCUACAAGUUGAGCUACAGAGAUCACAAGCUAAUAUGGAUGUGAACCAAUGUGAGGUUAUCCAACAUCUGCUUGAAGUUACAGAAGUUGCAGCAGCAAAUGUUGUGCCUGAAAGGAGUUCACCCAAGAAGGCUUCAAAGAAAUCGGAGCCUGAUUUCUCAGAUAUGAACGAGAAGGAACAUACAUUUGAUGAGAGCUAUCCAAGGAAAAGUGACUCUCGUACCACCUCAAGAAACACGUCCUCAGUUUCUUCUAGGAAAGACUUGCUGUCCCGAAGAGGUUCCAGUCUGGAUGAAGAAUGGCACUCCGAUUUGCUUGGUUGUUGUUCAGAACCUUUACUGUGUAUGAAAACAUUCUUUUACCCAUGUGGCACAUUCUCAAAGAUAGCAACUGUAGCAUCAGGCAAUCACAUGUCAUCAGCAGAAGCAUGCAACGACCUGAUGGCGUACUCAUUAAUUCUUUCAUGUUGCUGUUACACCUGUUGUAUUAGAAGGAAGCUCCGCAACUUGUUCAACAUCUCUGGUGGUUUCAUUGACGAUUUUCUCUCACAUUUGAUGUGCUGCUGCUGUGCCCUUGUCCAAGAAUGGCGAGAAGUUGAGGCUCGAGGUGCUUAUGAUCCACAUAAGACAAAAAUGAGGCCUCCACCCACGCAAUCGAUGGAAUCCUAGGAGGGUAUGGAUUCAGCAUUUGUUUGGUUGCUGCAUCAAGGUGUUCAUACAACCGUGAAAGCCAAUAUAACAUAGGCAAUGAAUGGGCUGCUUGCCGCCAUAUACCUGGAGUUUUACCUUGGUUCUUCUUUUCCGUUCAUAAUCCCUUUUCACAUGCAGCAUUGGCAGUUUGUAAAGUAGCUAUAAGAACAUUUUUAACCUCCAGCACAUCAUGUAUCAUAUACUAGAAGUUGUUUGGAAUCAUAUAGGGUUUGCCUCGAUAUAUCUUGUUACUUAUUUGCUACUCGUGAUUUAAAUACAACACUACCCAGAACUCAUCGGAA
Messenger RNA from Linum tenue, 2531 nucleotides. The record is from the annotation of a GenBank genome assembly. NCBI's taxonomy places the organism in Eukaryota, Viridiplantae, Streptophyta, Magnoliopsida, Malpighiales, Linaceae.